Messenger RNA from Thelazia callipaeda (thelaziosis nematode), 990 nucleotides. Lineage: Eukaryota; Metazoa; Nematoda; Chromadorea; Rhabditida; Thelaziidae. The record is from the annotation of a GenBank genome assembly.
AUGACUGCAUCAGAUACUGAGCAGCAAGCAAGUAGUGAUGAUUGUACUUUGCGCACUCCUAUACAUUAUAGAGGUUUGACAGUUGAUGCUGACCGAUGGGUAGAAGAAAGCUCCAAAUGUCAGUAUUUGCCAGAAGAAGAAAUGAUUCUUUUAUGUGAUAUGUUAGUCACUCGUCUUGUUCAUGAAUCUAAUGUUGUUCAGAUAACAUCACCAGUAACUGUGUGUGGGGAUAUACAUGGCCAGUUUUUCGACUUGUUGAAAUUAUUUGAAGCUGGUGGUCGUGUUCCAUCUACAAGAUAUGUUUUUAUGGGCGAUUAUGUUGAUAGGGGUUAUUAUAGCUUAGAAACGCUGACAUAUUUGUUCACUUUGUUGUUGAGAUAUCCCGAAUCUGUAACUCUACUUCGAGGAAAUCAUGAAUCUCGUCGUAUUUCUGCUGUAUAUGGAUUUUAUGAUGAAUGUAUACAGAAAUAUGGACAAGCCAUGGUGUGGCGCUGUUGUUGUAAGGUCUUUGAUGUACUGCCCAUUGCUGCUCUUAUUGACGACCAUAUUUUGUGUCUUCAUGGUGGAUUGUCUCCAGAAAUAAAAACACUUGAAAAAAUGUAUACUUUAGACAGGGCUAUUGAGAUUCCUAGCAAAGGUGCUCUGUGUGACCUAGUAUGGUCUGAUCCAGAACCAUCCGAAGAAGGAUGGGAGUUAAGUCCGAGAGGCGCUGGAUGGAUUUUUGGUCAAAAAGUUACAAAAUUUUUUAUGGAAGCAAAUGACCUCAAAUUAAUUUGUCGAUCUCACCAAUUGGUCUUAGAAGGUUUUAAAUAUGUGUGGGAUGAUAUUUUGUGUACUGUUUGGUCAGCUCCAAAUUAUUGCUAUCGUUGUGGAAAUGAAGCAGCAGUCCUUCAAAUAAAUGCGAAUGAACGGCUAGUGAAGUACUUUGAUGAAGCUACCGAAAAUCAACGUGAAAAACCAGACCGGGUCGUUGCUCCGUAUUUUCUGUGA